Striga hermonthica is the source of this 1305-nucleotide messenger RNA. NCBI's taxonomy places the organism in Eukaryota, Viridiplantae, Streptophyta, Magnoliopsida, Lamiales, Orobanchaceae. The record is from the annotation of a GenBank genome assembly.
AUGGCGACCUUCUGCUUCGGUCCGGCCAGAAGCACGGCACUUAUGGCGCUCGCAAGAGAAACUGGUAAACGGAAAAGCAGCAGUGAUAGCAUCGAGCGAGUUGACCUGCCGGAAAAGGUUAAGAAUUCGCGGGUUCUGAUACUCGGCGGCACCGGAAGAGUCGGAGGCUCUACCGCCCUUGCCCUAUCCAAAUUCUGCCCUGAUCUUCGGAUCAUCGUAGGUGGUCGGAACAGCAGGGAUAAAGGUGCUGCAAUUGUGAACAAAUUAGGCAAAAAUUCUGAAUUCUCGGAAGUCGACAUCAACGACAGUAAAUCACUGGAAGCAGCUCUAAAGGAUGUGGAUCUCGUGGUUCAUACUGCCGGGCCAUUUCAGCAGGCUAAUGGGUGCAAUGUUCUUGAAGCCGCUAUCCGGAACAAGACAGCGUACCUCGAUGUCUGUGAUGAUACAACUUUUGCAAUGCGUGCAAAAUCGUACAUGAAGAAGGCAAUGGAUGCAAAUGUUCCAGCUAUAACAACUGGAGGGAUCUAUCCUGGAGUGAGCAACGUGAUGGCAGCGGAGCUGGUUCGUGCAGCCAAAAGUGAAGGCAAAGGUGAACCAAAGAGGCUGAGGUUCUAUUAUUACACUGCUGGCUCAGGUGGUGCUGGCCCGACAAUAUUGUCGACUAGCUUUUUACUUCUUGGGGAGGAAGUCAUUGCAUAUCGUCAAGGAGAGAAAAUUAAGCUGAAACCUUAUAGUGGAAUGCUCAGCAUUGAUUUUGGACAAGGAAUUGGGAAAAGGGAUGUUUUCCUCUUGAAUUUGCCUGAGGUGAGGAGCAUCCAUGAAGUCCUAGGAAUCCCAACUGUCAGUGCACGGUUCGGAACUUCACCUUUUUUCUGGAACUGGGGAAUGGCAGCCAUGACAUAUUUGUUUCCGGCUGAAACCUUACGAGAUCGAAGUAAAGUUCAACAAUUAGUUCAAAUGUUCGACCCGUUAGUCAGGGCAGUUGAUGGAUUUGCUGGUGAGAAGGUGUCAAUGAGGGUCGAUUUGGAUUUUUCAGAUGGGCGGUCCAGGCUAGGAAUAUUCAGCCACAAAAAACUAUCCGUAUCAGUUGGAAUUUCAACGGCUGCAUUUGCUUUGGCCAUUCUGGAAGGUAACACACAACCUGGAGUUUGGUUCCCAGAGGAGCCCCAAGGUAUCGCGGUCAACGCAAGAGAAACUCUUCUUGGUCGUGCAGCCCAAGGAACAUUCAAUUUCGUCAUGAAUAAAGCUCCAUGGAUGGUCGAGACGAAUCCAAAAGAGAUAGGUUUCGGAAUAUACGACAAUUGA